Molecule: messenger RNA, 2004 nt
Organism: Oncorhynchus mykiss (rainbow trout)
Lineage: Eukaryota; Metazoa; Chordata; Actinopteri; Salmoniformes; Salmonidae
Source: RefSeq, a predicted model, not a curated record
GCCCACAGUCAGGGAAAUGUUGAAGCCGCUAGUAAACACUAAAGAGUAACCUUCUUUUUCUUUGUUCAGUGAGAGCGCGGGAAAAAGCAGAAGACAAGAAUCGGUGCUAGUUUGAUUUCACCUGACAACCUGGCCAGCACCAAUAGACUCUCCCAUGACAACAAGCCAUACCUCUCCGGCUAAUAGGAAGUAGAUUCUGCCUGCCAAUGAAGCAGGGCUGUGUUCAGUUCAUUAAACGUUUUACUACGUGCCUGAACGACACACUUCUCCCCAACUGUUCUUUGAGGGGUCUUUGCUCCUGUUUGGUGGUUGUGGCGGUGUGUUGCCCGACCGUUGAGAACAGCACAGUUUUCCGUUCAAUCAAAAGUUGCACGCCGUUGUGUCCUGCUGAACACAGCCAUAACUUGAGUCUCCAGGAGGAAAGCAACUUAGGCCAACAACAGCCAACCACCCCAGAGAGGAAUGGCGAAGGAGUUUCUGCUGGAGAAUAAGCCGCUCCUAACAGAGAUUCUGUCAGCGGAACCCGACAAUAUUCUCCAGUACGCCCAUUCAAAUAAACUUGUGGAGCAGCGUGGAUACAACAUCCUCUGCCACCUGCAAUCCAGUCAGCCUCCAGAGACUACAGUCAUCAAGCUACUGGACAUGCUGAGAGAGAGAGGAGAGAAGUACUGCCAUGGUUUUGUGGCCCUCCUGCAUAAGCAAGAGAUCAUCGCAAACUUCCCCAGACUCAAAGAGCUGGACUGGACCACCUUCAAAGACUCUAGUGCCCCUGACCCACCCCCAGUCCCACCAAGCAUCAGAGCAGGAAGUAAUCAAGGCCUGCGGCUACAUCCACAAUGUCUCAGCAGUGAAGAGAGGGAAGAAGACAGGCUAUUUCAAUGCCGUUUUACAGCAAGAAGAUGAGAGCAGGAAUCUGAUCGUUUUUCAGCCGCAGCUGCGAGACCGCUUUGCCACAGCAGAGAGUCGCAGCGACCUUGACGGGAGGGUCAAGGAUGUGGCGCUAGCCGACCUUCAAGAGGACAAAGAAAACACAGAAAAUGCUGUAAAACAGAAGGUGAACGUUACAGUGGAGGUGAUUCAGAAACUGAAAGAGGGCCAUUGUAAAACGAGAUUUAACAAAAGCAUGCCCAUGGUGGAAUACCUAGUCGGUCAUAUUGUAGAUGAUUCAACAACACUCACAAACCUGACCGUGUGGGGUCGUGAAAACACGGUCGAAGAGGGGAAAUGGUACCGGGUCACCAAUGUUUCUGUUGCUAAGUAUGGGGGUCAAACCGUGCUGAACACAACACCAGAAUCUACUCUGGUCAACGUGGCCAGUGGUAGGAAAUGCGAUCUGCCACACAACAUGGUACAGCCUGAGAAGUUUGAGGGGAAAAUCAUUGGAUACUGGUUGUCCCAAGAGUACACUUGCCCAGAAGCGCACCACCUGGAGAGGGUGGACACCACUGAAAAGAUGGUGACUUGUAAGCAUUGCCCUAUGUCGUACAUACUAUCCCUGAUGGGAAGGAUAACUAGAGGGAAGCUCUCCAUACAAUCUGAUGAUCUGGUCAGCCGGGUGUUCACUGUAGAGGACCAUGUCAUCAGAAAUGUUCUGCGAGGAAGGUGGGAGGGGAGAGAGUCUCUGAAGGACAUUCAGGACGCGCUGGUCGAACUGCCACCAGUGACAGUUACUGUUCUCAAUGGUCAUGUGUCAACCGUUACAACUCAGAGUCAGGAUGUCACCACACAGGAUGAGAAGAGGAAUAUUACUGCGCAACAGCGCGUUUAGUCUGGACUGAUGGUUUUAUUUUGAUCUAACCUUGAUCUAACUAGGCAAGUCAGUUAAGAACAAAUUCUUAUUUACAAAAGGCCUCCUGGGGGACGGGGAUUAAAAUAAAGACAUAGGGGCGUGGUUCCUUUAGUCAUUUUGAUAUCACCUGGGCCACUACUUCAAUAUGUCUUAGAUGAAAAACGGCAAGCUGAAAAUGUAAAUAGAUUGAUAAUAAAAAAUACUUUUAAAAUGUU